This is a messenger RNA of Lepus europaeus (European hare), 3525 nucleotides long. RefSeq names its product multimerin 2 (gene MMRN2). The transcript is spliced from 7 exons. NCBI's taxonomy places the organism in Eukaryota, Metazoa, Chordata, Mammalia, Lagomorpha, Leporidae. Bases 1 to 2802 code for a protein of 933 amino acids. Gene Ontology annotation, molecular function: protein binding. Gene Ontology annotation, biological process: negative regulation of cell migration involved in sprouting angiogenesis; negative regulation of vascular endothelial growth factor receptor signaling pathway. The record is from RefSeq and is a predicted model, not a curated record.
AUGAUUCUGACGCUGCUCCUCAGCCUUGGGGGACCCCUGGGCUGGGCGCUGCUUGGGGCCUGGGCCCAGGUCCCCAGCACCAGUUUCUCCGAUCCAUGGGGUCCCAGGCCACCGCGGACAACGGCUGAAGACACCGACCAGGACCCUGUCCGACGGAACUGGUGCCCCUACCAGAAGUCCAAGUUGGUCACCUUUGUAGCUGCUUGCAAAACAGAGAAAUUCGUCGUGCACUCCCAGCAGCCAUGUCCAGAGGGGGCCGCGGACUGCCAGAGAGUCAGAGUCAUGUACCGCGUGGCCCAGAAGCCGGUGUACCAGGUCAAGCAGAAGGUGCUGAUGUCCGUGGCCUGGAGGUGCUGCCCGGGCUUCGGGGGCCCCGACUGCCAGCACUACGAUCCCACCGCAACCCCAGAACCUGCAGAGCCAGGCGGCGGCCACCAGGAGCCCUGGGACUGGCCAAACAGCUUGGAGCAUGGUCACCCAGCUGCCAAGGUCGAUGAGAUGGAGGCGGAGGAGCAGCAGAGUCAGCGGGAGCACCUGCUGGGAAAGUUCCAGAGUGACGGUCACCCACUGCCAAGCAAACCCCCAGGACUGGGGAAGGCCCCGGCCGAUCAGCUCACAGCUGCGAGGAUGGAGGCAAACCAGACAGAGCUGGGGUUUCCCGGCAGGUCCUUGGAGCAAGUGCUGCUGCCCCACGUGGACGCCUUCCUGCGUGGACACCUCAGCUCCAUCUGGAUGGGUUUCAAUGACAGCCUGCAGAGCCUCUCCCAGGCCGUGAGGAACCUGUCUCUGGACGUGGAGGCCAACCGCCAGGCCAUCAGGAGAGUCCAGGAGGGCACCGUGGCCAGCACGGACUUCCAGGAGCUCAGUGCCAAGUUUGAAGCCAAGGCACAGGCCAACGCCCAGAGAGUGGACCAGCUGCAGCAGGAGGUGGAGACGCGCCUGCACGCCCAGCUCCUUUCCCUGCGUCACUCCCUCUCCGAGGUCCAGGCCGAUGUGGACGCCAAGCUGAAGCGACUGCACAAGGCUCAGGAGUCGCCGGGCACCAACGGCAGCCUGGUGGCGGCUGCAAAGCCGGAGCCAGACAGCCUGCACGCCAGGCUGGGCCAGCUGCAGAGGAACCUGUCAGAGCUGCACGUGGCCAUGGGCCUCAGGGACCAGGAAGCACAGAGCACCCUGGCGGACAUGAAGGCCACGCUGGCCCAGCACGCGAACGAGAUCAAGGAGCUGUACUCUGAGUCGGACGAGAGCUUCGAUCAGAUCAGCGAGGUGGAGCGGCAGAUGCAGGAGCUGCAGGUGAACCACACGGCGCUGCGGGAGCUGCGGAUCAUCCUGAUGGAGAAGUCGCUGAUCAUGGAGGAGAACAAGGAGGAUGUGGAGCGGCAGCUGCUGGAGGUCAACCUCACCCUGCAGCAGCUGCAGGGCGGCCACGCCGACCUCUUGAAGUACGUUAAGGACUGCAACUGCCAGAAGCUCUACUUCGACCUGGAUGUCGUUCAAAAGGGCCAAAAGGCCACCACGCACGCCCUGGAGGACACCCAGGUGACCCUGGACGAGCAGCGCCGGCUGGACAACUCCUCCCUGCAAGCCCUGAGCAGCACCCUGGACGCCGUGUCGCUGGCCGUGGACGCGCGCCGAGUGGAGGGUGAGCAGGCGCGCGCCGAGCGGGCGCGGCUCCGGAGCCAGCUGCAGGCGGUGCACGGCCAGGUGGGCGCGCUGCAGGCGGCCGCGGGCGAGAUGCGCGCCGAGGUGCAGCGGCUGCACGGCGCCUUCACCUCGCUGCUGCAGGACGCGCUGCGCCACGAGGCCGUGCUGACCGCCCUCUUCGGGGAGGACACGCUGGAGAGGCUGACCGAGGAGGAGCCCGACCCGCUGCCCCUGCGCUACGAGCACAUCCGCGCCGGCCUGCAGGACGCGGCCAGCGGGCUGCACGAUCAGGCGCUCGGCUGGCACGAGCUGGCUGCGCGCGUGGCCGCCCUGGAGCAGGCCGCUGACGACGGCGCGAGGCACCUGGAGCCCAGACGGGAUGCGGGCUGGGAAGAGGCGGGCACGGGGGCCCUGGACCAGCUCGAGGGCCUGACGGCCGCCGUGAAGCACCUGGGACGUUGCUGCGAAGCCCCCUGGGCCGCCGCCUUCAACGGCUCCCUGCAGGGCCUGCGCAGUGUGCUCUCUGCCACCCAGCGCGACUUGGAGCAGCACCAGCAGCUCUUCCACGGCCUCUUUGGGAACUUCCAAGAGCUGGCGGCCACCAAUGUCAGCAUAGACCUGGGCAGGCUGCAAGCCUUUAUGAGCAGGAAAGGGAAGAAGCACCAGAAAGGCCUGGACGGGUCCCGGAAGAGAGACAAGAAGCACGCGGAGCCCGCGGUGGAAGCAGGCGUCCCCGGGACGCAGCAAAGGGGUCUGGGCCGCCUCUGGGAGGCAGGCUUCCCGGUGGCUUUCUACGCCAGCUUUUCCGAGGGGACCACUGACCUGCACACGGUGAAGUUUAACUCCACGUCCAUCAACGUCGGCGGCGGCUACUUCCCUGAGCACGGUUACUUCCUCGCCCCGGAGCCUGGCGUCUACCUGUUUGCAGUGAGCGUUGAAUUUGGGCCCGGGCUGGGCACCGGGCAGCUGGUGCUCGGCGGUCGCCAUCGGACCCCGGUCUGCGUCACCAGGCAGAGGGGUGCGAGCGUGGCCACCACCCUUGCUAUGCUGGAGCUGCAGAGGGGGGACAGGGUGUGGUUCGAGCUGACCCAGGGCUCCAUCACCAAGAGCAGCCCGCCCAGCACCACCUUCGGGGGCUUCCUACUGUUCAGGACCUGAACCCCCAGGGCACAGGGCUCAUCAGCCACCUUGGACUCGGCCAUCCGCGGGGCCUGAGGCUCGGGCAGGGUGAAGACCCGGCAGCGAGUCCAGCCCUGCCCCAGCAGCCUGCCGCAUGGAGCCGCGCCCUGCGCCCUGCGCCCUGGGUGUUUCCGCGUGGCAGGGAGGCCUGGGCCGCCUCUUUGGGGUAAGAGCCGCAGCACAGUGCAGCGCCCGGGCGCAACCUCUCAGGAACACAGGGCUUGGAGGUUCCUGCCACACCCUGCACUCCACAGCUCCCCUGGGGGUGGGCUGCUCCUGUGGUUGGAAUCUUCUGGGCCCAGCUCCCGUGUCCCCAUCGCCCAAUUAUGCACUAGGAAGUCACUCCUUCCUCUGGGAGCGUUUUCAAGGCAGGUGGCACUUGGGCCGAUAUUGGAAGCCGGCCUCCGGGCACUGCAUAGGCAUUAGGCUUGUCUCGGCGGCCUGGUCCCAGCGAGCCCCCAGGGCACUGACAUGAGUAGCUGUCCUUCGGUUUCAGGCUCAGGCACAUCUCCUAUUUAUCUGCCACAUUCAGGUGGACCUUGCCUCGCUCCCACGGGCGUGGCGUCCACCUGCUGUCCUCACACAGCUGCCUGAGCGGCAACCUCACCCUUGGUAGCGUCUCCACCCAGGAUGGGAGCUGAGCGAGGCAGUGCGGGGAGACCGGGAUGUCCAAUCGGUAUUGACUGCCCUGGAAUAAAGCGA